Messenger RNA from Amphiprion ocellaris (clown anemonefish), 4618 nucleotides. RefSeq names its product putative methyltransferase NSUN7. The record is from RefSeq and is a predicted model, not a curated record. The transcript is spliced from 13 exons. Gene Ontology annotation, molecular function: methyltransferase activity. NCBI's taxonomy places the organism in Eukaryota, Metazoa, Chordata, Actinopteri, Pomacentridae. The coding region runs from base 120 to 2609 and encodes 829 amino acids.
GUGAAGUGCUCCAGUUCAUUGGGAUAGUGUUUGAUAGCCAGAGCAGAUUACAGAGGAGGAAACACCAGUUUGUGGUCCACAGAACUGAUUCUGGACACUUGCUGCGUUUCUUUGACAAGAUGAGCGUUGCAUCCGUGAGCAGGCUUCUGAAUGACAACGUGGGCUGCAGUGAGGAUGUGAAGACCAACUCUGUGACGGAGGUGGAGAUCAUCUCUAAUCAGACCAACAAGCAGCUCCUCGCCUCGCUUCUUCCUCUUCCUCGUCUUCAAUCGUCUUCUCUUCCCGCAGCCUUUCCUCCAUCUGAUCAGGUCUACCUGCAGGCAGCAGCAGUUUUCCAACAGCUGCACACAGAGAAGCCAGUCACGCAUCAAGGUCUGCAUUACGGAAAAAAGACGGACACGCCGCCACCCGAGAGUGGAGGCAAACCUGCACAGAAACAGGCCUACCAGCUCGCCUUCAACACACUCAAAUAUCAAGAUUUACUUGAGGACAUGAUCACUGACAGCUGCUUCCACACGUCUCAGCAGAUUUCCAGCGACUUGUUGCCGUUGGCGAUGGUGAUGCUAUUUGACUUCCAGAACAGACGGUUUCUGCUGUGUGAACGAUCAACAAAAGAAGGGCAGGAGGCUAUUCAGGAAGUCAGAGACCUGGAGAAAAGUCUGCAGAGGUGUAAGACCAAGCUGGCUGCCUCUCUGGCUCGCUACAGAGUGAAGCAGAGUCUACAGAGUGUUUCCCGUUUUCUGUCGGAUUCUGUCAGAACCAAACAUCACAGAGCAAAGAAUCUGCCACUUUACGCAUGGAUCAACACUCUGCAGACCAGUCUUGAGGAGGUGUGUGAAGCCUUACAGAGCUCUGGCUUGUGUGAAGUGAAGAACACGACUGAUCUGAAGGAGUCGACAUUCUGCAGGGAUCCCCUCUGUCCAGACACACUCGUCUUCUCCCAUCGUCUUCGGUCUCGGCUCCAGAACAGCGGCCUCAGCAGCACACACAUACUAAACAUACAGGACAGGACUGUGUGUGUGGCGGUGAGUGUGUUACGCCCCCUGCUGUUUGAUAAAGGUGACGUCCUGGUGGCCGGAUCCUUCUCAGCUGUGACCACCGCACAUAUAGCUGUAGCAGCAGCUGCCCGCUCAGGCCGAGUGCUGCUCUGUGGCGCAGAUCAUAAACCUUCACAAGUAGAAGAGAUAAAAGAACUACUCACUCAAAUGGGCAUGAAAAAUGUUCGAAUCCUGUCAGAAGCAUUCUGCAGUCUGAAAGAGUUUGACACCGCCGUCCAGCGGUUGAAGGUCAUCAUCGUGUUGCCUCAGUGUUCGUCCUCGGCCCUCAAUGACCCUGUGACCACCAUCCACAGUGAACACGGAGACUGGGAUCUGCUGCCAGACUUAUCUCAGGGUUCUGUUUCGAAGAACAAAAUACACUCUCUGAGCUUCCAGCAGGCUCGACUACUAGGACACGCGCUCAGCUUCCCAAAGGUCCAGACUGUGGUCUACUGCACACGCUCAGUGUAUCCGGAGGAAAAUGAGCAUCUGGUGAAAAGAGUGCUAGAAAAAACACACACUCACCCCAAACUGCUGCCCUUCAGGGUGAACGGUCCGAUUUUCCCCGAUGAUUCCUCUUCAGGAGACGCAACAGACUCCGAGUUUUUCAGGCUGAAAGCAUCUCAGUUCACCAACGGCUGCUUCAUCGCCAGACUGUCCCGACAGGCCGAUCCCACGAAGGUGGAAACAGUCCAGGAUGUGCUGGCGAGGGCAGCAGCUAAAGGCCUCCUGGGUGGAAUAAUUCCUGAACAAUCAAAAACCGGUAAAAAGGGGAAAGGCAAGAAGAAUCGAGCAGCUUCAGCUACCAGCAAACCUUCUUCCCCCUCUGGUGAAGAGGCCGGAGGGGAGCUCGUGAACGGAGAGGAUGCAGUCGAACCUUCAGAAGACGAAGAGGGGAAAGGUGGGGAAGAGUUCAAGGAUAUCAAGGAACAUGGAGAAAAAGUUGGAAAUAAAGAGGAAGAUAAGGGUGAAAAGAAGAGGAGGCGCAAGCAAACGGUAAAACGGCAUCCGAAACAGACCAAGAAGCCCCCAACAGCCUCAAAACCUAAAAGCCACAAGAAGAAGACAACAAAGAGAAGAGAAAACCAAUCACACUUCAAGAGGCGUCAGACGAAAAGCAAACCAAGACGAAUACCUCGUCUCACCCUGACUUUAAUCUCCUCUGCAAAACCCUCCAACCACUUGUCUCCGAUCACAGCUCUGGCACACAAGCUGAGUGUCACUCCGGCAAUUAAAUCACAGCAGACUGUCCUCAGCUCUCCCCCUCCAGCAGGAAAACAUCCGUCGUCUGCUAGUCGAGAUCCAGCUACUCCUCACACCGCCUCCAAGAGACAAAACACUCAGCCAGAAAGAGCAGCAAAAACAGAAGUGGAUUCAACCAAACCAGCAAAGAAGGCGGUCAGACCAGAAACAGAGGCGAUCAAACAGGCGGCAGAUUUUGUUUUGCCGCCAAUUUCAUCGCCGUCCUCAAGUUCUCAACGCAGCAAAAGUGGAAGUUCAGCGUCCCAGCUGUUGUCCAGGACGUCCAACAUGUCUGCAUCCUCGUCCUCAGUGUCUCUGCCUGGAUUAUAAUCUAUAAUAGAAUGGAUUAUAAUAACACAGACUCACUGAUGCUGUGUUGUUUAAAUUGCUGGAAUAUACUGAUGCUACAGUCGGUGUGAUCAUGAAGUUAAAGACAUGCAAAUGUAUCUAAAUUAUUAAAAAAUUAUUGUAUUUACAUAGUUUUCAGAGAAGCUAGUACAGUGUUUUUGCUUUUUUAAUCUGCUCAACAUCAAAAUCUAACUUGUAUUUGAAUCUGAGUUUACAUCAUAAGAUGGCAACUCAUAAAGAUGAGAUUUAAGAAAAAAAAUUGAAUAUGUAUUUUGGUUAUAUAUUAAAUUAUUGAAAUUUUAGCACAAUAAGGAACUGUACAUAUAUUAUUAAAGGCAAGGCUAGAGUGGUUUUGAGCAUUUGUUGUUGCGUGGAAUAGCAGAAAAUGGUCCAAUUAGCAGAGAGCUUUUUACUCUUUUAAAAUCUCAAAUAAACAUUUCAUUUAAAUCUUCCCUCGUGAUACUAAAAGUAUAUAUUGUAAUAGGAAAGAGUUUGAGUUACUAAUUUGGUUAUAUGGUAUCAGUUUAGUGGUACAAUUAUAGGGAAGAGCAAUUAAGAUUUGCCACUAAAUAAAGGGUCCAAAAAAUAGGAAAUAAUGUCAGUUUGUAUGCCAUCUUUUAUUCAACAAAAGCAAGCUGAAGCUGUCGCUGCCGCUAUCUCACAAUGAUACAGAAAUCUUUAACAAAUCCGAAUCACUGCCAAAAUCUAAUCAGUUGGUCCUUGUGUCAUUUCUGACCUUCCCUGAAAAUUUCAUCUAAAUCCUUAAGUCCAUUUCUGAGUAAUGUUGGCGGAGUAAUUAUCCUUUAUUUGACACGUAAGACGUCAGGCUACUGCAUAACAUCAACAGUAACUACGUUAUUUAAGUUCACAAAAACACACUAGUUGAGUUGGAAACGCCAUCUGUGCCUCAGCAGGUUUUCUCCUUAAAGAGAAAUCAGAGUCUAAAUCAGUGAUUCUAAAUAUUGUCAACUUGUCAACCCUCGAAACAAACCAAGGCUUUCUUGUGUUUUUGAGUAAUGUUGCUAACAGACAAACCAACGGCGAUCGACACAUAACAUAAUAAAUGUUGAUGAAAACAGAAUUAAAACAAGUCAUCAAACUCAUUUCAAAACCCGCCAGACUAAAUGAUGAAAAGAGAUGAAUAAGUAAUGGAAUAGUAGGCAGCUGCAGCCAAAUACAGACACAUGGAGACCAGCUGGUGAGUUUUAUAAUGCCGUUUAUUCUCACAAUUGGUUACAUUGAUAAAGUGUACAAAUCAGUGAGCAGCAAACGGAAGCCAACACAUCCAUCUAUGGGAAAUGGAGUGUGUGUGUUUGUUGUUGUUUAUGUGUGAGCUUGACAGAGGCACCGGGAGUCGACUGCUGCUCCCAUCUUCCUCCUCCUCCUCUUCUUUUUCAUGCCUCAGACAGCAGUGGACUCCCAGCUCUCAGUGCACUGUACAAGGUGAAGAUAUAUUCCUUUAUCUGCUGUUUUUUCUGCAAAGCGGAGCUUGUUGUAGCGUUGUGAGUUUAACCGGGGACCAAGACAAUGACACAGAGUCAAGAGACUUUACUUGCCCCCAAAUAAUAAAAUCAGUAUAUACCUUUAUAAAAUAGAAUAAAUAAAAUAAAAAAUAUUUCUGUUCAAUACAUACAGUCUUUCUUUCAACCAUCCAAGGGCAUGCAAGGCUUUUCAUGACUUUCCAUUUCUCCAGAUCAAAAGAAUGCAUAGAUAAUUGCUCAGUUAAAUUCAGUAUCAACUUAAUUGACGACUGUGAAAAUUUCCGAUCGCCUCUACUGUUUUCAUCAUUUGCUCUCGUAUUUUUCUUAUCUACAACGACGUAUAUCAGUAUUUUACACUUUGGCCAUUUGGUGAGUUUUCAAAAAAGGCAUUUCAUUACAAGAAAAUAAGAGAAAACUAAAGACAUUCAACAAAAAAAAAGAGAAAAGAUAGCUUAUAAAAAUGAUUAAUGCCAGAUGUUACAUUAAAUGGGUUUUUAUAUACACACAGAA